AUGUCGAUUCCCGGCCUGGGCAUAGCCCCCACGGCUGCUACCCCAACCGCAGCGCCGACCUCCACUGCGACCACUACCAUCGUCUCGCUCCAGCCCUUCUGGGAGUGGCGCUUUGAGGUCCCCGUCUCAUCGUCGCUGACUAUCCGACUACUCUCGGGCACCGCAGAAAAAGACGGCACCGAACUCGCGCCCAGCACGCCCUACACCUUCAGUGGCGCCAAGUCCAAAAUCAACACGUGGAAAGGCUGCGAGCUACAAGUCACCGCCCCGACCCCUGAUGCCUACGACGCCUACACGAGCAAGCCCACAGCGGACGAAACCCCUAUGGUCAGCUAUCUUAACCUGCACAUGAAGCUCGAAGGUUUGCGAGCCGCAGCCGCGAAAGCAAUAGGGAAUGGCGAAGGGGAUAUGGGACCGCGCAUUCUGGUCGCUGGCCCAGCUAACACGGGCAAGACGAGUCUAGUCAAGAUGCUGGCUGGUUGGGCCACGCGCAUGGGACACCAGCCAAUGGUGGUCAAUACAGAUGCGGCGCAGGGCAUGCUCUCGUUGCCUGGCACCCUGUCAGCGGCUGUGUUUGCGACCAUCAUGGAUAUCACGACUGAAUGGGGCGGCAUACCCAGCAGCGGGCCGGUUGCAACACCCAUCAAGCUGCCGCUUGCAUAUUACUAUGGUUUGAGCAGUCCGGACGAGAAUCUUAGAUUGUUCAAGAGCUUGUUGAGUCGUCUAGCUGUUGCAGCGACUAGUCGACUGGCCGAAGAUCCAGAUGUGAAGAAGACGGGCAUGUUGAUUGAUACCAGGACACCCAAUGCAGCAAAGGGAGGCUACGACUUGCUGGCGCACAUCGUGGCAGAGUUCUCCGUCAAUAUCAUCAUCGUUCUGGGCUCAGAACGGAUGACUGCCGAGUUGGUCAGGAGAUUUUCCGGCCAAAGGACAAGCUUGGGCGAGUGCAUACACGUCGUUGGCUUGGACAAGAGUGGAGGUGUCGUCGAGAGAGACGCCGCCUUUAUGCAGGGCGCCAGGGAAGCCACUAUCCGGGAGUACUUCUUUGGUGAUGUGCGGAGGUCCUUAAGCCCGUUUACACAGAGUGUUGCUUUCGACGGUGUGGGAAUAUGGAGAAUCAUGGAAGCACCAACUACUGCAACUGCUGACUCAGACGACUUUUAUAACGUAUCUUCGCGCGAGCAGCUCCUGGAAAAGGUGGAGCCUUCCCUUAUGAUGGUCAACUGCAUGCUGGCCGUCAUGUACGCCUCUGUCCAUGAUGCGCCUGAGACGAUACGCGACUCCAACAUUAUGGGUUUCGUCUACGUCGCAGAUGUUGACGAGAAGAAGAAGAGACUCAAGGUCCUUGCGCCAGUGAGCGCCAAACUCGGUGACAGACCCUUGCUUUGGGGUAGCUAUCCGGAACCUAUGGUCAGCCUCUAG
Molecule: messenger RNA, 1422 nt
Organism: Pseudomassariella vexata
Lineage: Eukaryota; Fungi; Ascomycota; Sordariomycetes; Amphisphaeriales; Pseudomassariaceae
Product: mRNA cleavage and polyadenylation factor IA/II complex
Exons: 2
Coding region: 1-1422 (473 amino acids)
Biological process (GO): tRNA splicing, via endonucleolytic cleavage and ligation
Cellular component (GO): nucleus; mRNA cleavage factor complex
Molecular function (GO): polynucleotide 5'-hydroxyl-kinase activity
Source: RefSeq, a predicted model, not a curated record